This is a messenger RNA of Fusarium poae, 270 nucleotides long. RefSeq lists its product as uncharacterized. The transcript is spliced from 2 exons. The record is from RefSeq and is a predicted model, not a curated record. Lineage: Eukaryota; Fungi; Ascomycota; Sordariomycetes; Hypocreales; Nectriaceae. Bases 1 to 270 code for a protein of 89 amino acids.
AUGGACAGACACAGCCAGUGUAAGACAGUCAGAUCUAAGCCAAGAAACAUCUCUGCGGCGCAAGAUCUUACCUGGGCCACUCAGGUUGCAUCAAUUAAGACAUUGACCCGAGCCGAGUCCGGACCCGGCCCCGUUUCGCAUACUACAGUCCACUCUUGCUUUGUCCUUUUGCGCACAAACGAAAAAGAGCCGUUUCUCCAGAGGAGAUCGUCAACUUCAACCCGCUAUUAUGCUAGUACAGCUCGUCAUUCGACUCGGCACAUCGUCUAG